Molecule: messenger RNA, 965 nt
Organism: Sphaeramia orbicularis (orbiculate cardinalfish)
Lineage: Eukaryota; Metazoa; Chordata; Actinopteri; Kurtiformes; Apogonidae
Product: L-rhamnose-binding lectin SML-like
Exons: 9
Coding region: 63-725 (220 amino acids)
Molecular function (GO): carbohydrate binding
Source: RefSeq, a predicted model, not a curated record
AUGAAAGAAUAAAUACUGAGCCGCCUGUUGCAUCCAAGAUCAGUCUCACUAAGUCCAUCACCAUGCUGCGCCUCUGCAUCACAGUCUUGCUGGCAGCAGUUUGCUUGCUCUUGGAUGCAGGUGUCUCUGCAACAAAAGUCACCACAUGUGGUGCCCACGUCCAACGCCUCAGCUGUGACGAAGGAGUGAUCAGUGUGCAGACAGCGCUGUAUGGACGUGCAGACUCUGACACCUGCGGCACCGGAAAAGCUCCAGAGGAAGUUGCGAACACGGCAUGUGCUCUGGAUGGUGCUCUGGAUGUCCUCAAGACAAGGUGUAAUGGGAAGACCUGGUGUGAAGUGAGUCCAGAUGUCUUUGACUCUGAUCCCUGCAGUGACACCUUUAAAUACCUGGAAUCCACCUACAGCUGUGUCCCAGCAACUCACCUAGUCGUAUGUGAACACUCUCUGGCACACCUGCGUUGUGAUGAGGGACAGGUCAUUUCUGUCUGUGGUGCUGACUAUGGACGCCGUGACCACGAAACAUGCUCUUUCAGACGUGAUGCUGCUCAGAUUCAAAACACUGACUGCUCACACCCAACUAACAAAGUGGCUGAGAGCUGUGAUGGGAAAAGAACCUGUACCAUGAGAGCAAGUGACUCUGUGUUUGGCGAGCCAUGUCCUAACACAACCGCGUACCUGGAGCUAGCUUAUACAUGCCAAAGUCCUACAACACCAAAGGAGUAAACAUACUGAAACACAAGGACUCUAUGAAGUAACAUUUCCGCACAGAACGGAUAUUCUUUCCACCAAUGCUUUAUGAUCAUGAAAUCAUCCUAAAUAACACUGUCAAGUCUGUGGAGCUCACUUAUCUUUUAGGCUGUUUAUUCAGGAAAUGCUUUAUAUCCCUACAGACUUACUCAUAAUUCCAAAGUUGCUCUAAUUUCACACAAUACACAAACAUCAAUAAAAUAAAUUAAAUAAGAA